AACACAAAGCCACCGAUGAAGAACCUUUCGGAACUUACUUCGUAAUUCCUCCAGGCACAAUUCAACACAACGCAAUUCAACACAAUUCAACGCAAUUGUUGAGAGCGCUGGUUGACAGUAGAGUGAGCUCAUGUAUUCCACAAACAGCCGUGAGCGUGCGCAGUGCCAAAUCAUUAAACAGAUGAAAGAACGAUAACGUGUUGUAGAUGGGGUAUAUACCUUCCCAACGGACGUCCGUUUUGGGUUGGCACCUCUACAGGAAGCUGCAAGUCGACCGGCCAAUGACGUACUCGCUGAACAGCCGACCAUACGGAUUAACGUUAUUAUCGAGUUUCGCUCCUUCAAAAGAGCCAAAGCAGUUCACCUGCAUCAACUCCUGGCAGCCUGGAAAUUCCAUUCGUAUUCCCUCUGGACCGACCCCUUGUGUUUUUGGAAUUCAGAGAACGCCAAGAUGCCUACCUCAACGCUUCGAACCGCGGAGCUCUCUCUUCUGGACCAAUAUAUGCCCAGGAUAUACAUAACCCUCUUUCUUGUCUUUGAGACCUCUGACCCAAGCGGCGCGGUUGACAGCCUUAAGGCCGGCCUCAAGAGACUCAAUCGACGUCUUCCGAACCUCAAAGGCCGCGUCUUCUCAACAGACGGUGGCCGAGUGGGACUACGAUGGUCUCCGACCGCCAAGGACGUAGAGCUGCAUGAGGUGCCAACCAACGGACUGAUUCUCUCCGGAACAAGCUUCACGAAACUCAAGACCGAGGGCGUGCCGCUGCACUACUUUCCCCCCUGUCUCUCCCCCCUUCUGCGACUGUCAAAUGUCCGCUCCGACUCUGGCGAACCCGUCUUCGCAGCCAACUACACGCUCCUAGACGGCGGCCUGGUUGUGGGCCUCUCGGUCCAUCACAGCGUGAUGGACGGCACCGGCGUGGUCGAGCUCAUCCGCUUCUGGGCGGCCUGCACGCGCUCCGAUGCCAUCGACGCAGCAACCCCAGCCCCUGAUCCCGACGAGCCGCUUCGUCGCGAUAUCUUGCUGCGCCUAGCCACUGGACAUGCCACGCAAACACGGCCCACUCUCUUCCACGAUCUCCUCGCCCGACAUCCCGAGUUCGCCCUCCUAUCCGACGCCACGCCAGCACCACCCCUCCCGUCGCCCAAGGGCACCUCAAAACUCUUCACUUUUGACACCUUCAAAUUGGACAGAGCCAAAACAGCCCUUCGAGCUCUCAAAACACCGCUUGAGGCAAAGUGGAUAACAACCAACAGCAUCCUCUGCGCAGCCAUCUGGUCAUGCAUCACCCGCGUCCGCGCAGCAAGGCGUGGCCAAGAAGGGUUCGGAGCAGGAGCAGCAGCCAGCUCUAAACUCGGCUUCGCGAUCAACGGGCGGACAAAGUUGGAUCGUACUUCUGAACUCUCGGAGCGGCCGUUCCUGGGGAACGUGACUCUCUACGGGCUGGCCGGGGCGUCUGUUUCGCACCUGGAGCGGGCAUCAUCAUCAUCAGUUGCUACUGGGGAGAGGGCAGAGCUGGUAGUCGAGGCCAUUGGCGAUGCCAUCAAGCGAGUUACGCCCGUUUACGUCGCUGAGGUGAUGGAGCUGAUCGGGCGGGCGCCGGACGUGGAGAAGAUCAUGCCGGGGUGGAACAGCUUUGACGGGCCGGAUUUGAUGCUCACGAGCUGGAUGAAUAUGGGGUUGUAUGAGGCUGAUUUUGGGCAGGGCAUUGGGAAGCCGCGGUUUAUGAGGGUGCCGCAGAUGGAGGUGGACGGGUUUGUGAUCGUUCUGCCGCGGAAAAGGGAGUUAGCACAUGCGGAGAUAGGGAGGAAGGAAUGCAUUGAAGUUGUUGUGGCGAUGCAUCCGGAGGAUAUGGCGGCGCUUAACAGGGAGGUGUUAUGGAGAGAUCUUCUUGCUUGAAUACCGGCCGGAAGGGAUACUAGCUCGAUGCUGCGAUUGGCUGAGCAUGAGGUACGAAGAGCGGGAUUAAGCCGAGGCAGCCGUUGAACAUUCCACAAGACAGCAGAUAUAAACAACAGCGCUCAUCGCAACUCAAUCAAGUCAAUUCUCUCAGCGAAACUUGAGUUAUU
Chaetomium strumarium is the source of this 2070-nucleotide messenger RNA. RefSeq names its product transferase family-domain-containing protein. The transcript is spliced from 2 exons. The record is from RefSeq and is a predicted model, not a curated record. Gene Ontology annotation, molecular function: acyltransferase activity, transferring groups other than amino-acyl groups. Bases 452 to 1900 code for a protein of 482 amino acids. Lineage: Eukaryota; Fungi; Ascomycota; Sordariomycetes; Sordariales; Chaetomiaceae.